AUGUUUGAAUUUAAACAUUUUGAAAAUCUUCAUAUUUUACCAACUAAUGAUGAUAAUGUUAAUAUUACUUUGAGGAGAUUAAAAACUAUUCAAAAAUGUUUUUGUUAUAGUGAUAAGAAAAGCAACUCUUCACCUGAAGAAAUAAUUAUCAUUCUUAAAUCUUUUGGACUUGUUUUUGUUGAAAAAGAAUUUAAUGAAAAUUUUGCACCAAAAGAAACCAGAUUAGAAAAUUAUGUAUUCAACAUCACAGAUGUAGUAGCAGUAUUAAAGUCUUUGAAAUCCAAUAGACAAUAUCCAAACAAUUUAUUACCACAACAAUUGAAUAAACAAAAUUCUCUUUUAUUUUCAAAUUAUUUAGCAAAAUAUUUGAAAAAAUAUACCAGACUAGAUCAGUUAUUGCUAGAACCUAAAAAUUAUAUUAUCGAAGUUUUAAAAUAUCUUCCUAUAUAUAGCGAGGUAGACGAAAAUGACAAAUUGAUUGAUUUGGUUGUAACUAACAAAAAAUGGUUCCUUCUACCAACAGAAGAUGAACAAUCUUAUGGAAAAAUUAUUGUGCCAAAAAAUAAAGAUGGAUUUUUACAUGUUGGAACUGAUAUUUGUCUGAUUGAUCGAAGUAUUGAACCACUGGACUCAUUUUUUAUUGCGGGAUUAGGUUUUCCAAAAUUCCAACAAAUAUUUGACCAUUUGUGCUAUUUAUCAUUAGAAUCACGGAAAGAAACUAUAAGUGAAGACGAACUUCAAGAAACUUUUCAAACAGAUGAGCCUGUAUUUUUAAAUGGCGAGAAUCCCUUUACAGAUAGUUGGAAAAGUGGAAAUCAACUUGUAUUUGAUAUUCCGGGGGACAUUGAUAACAAUUUAUGCAAAGUUAAACCAAAUCUGGAGCCAUACAAAAGAUUGUUAAAGGCUUCUGGUGCAAAAGAAUUGAAAGGGAUUAAUUAUAAAGUAAAAGUUGGUGAAUAUUCUCAACGAGAUAAGUUAUUAAAAAGGUUAGAUGAUGGUUUGGCUGGACAUCCGGCUACUCGUCAUCAUGAUGUGAUAUUUAAAGUUGGAGAUGAAGAAAUGGAAGAAAUUGGUGCAAAUAGAUAUGUUUUAUCUGAAGAAUCAAUCGAAUUCCAAAAGGUUUAUGUUGAAUUGACGGAUAUAAAACCUGAAGGGUUUAAAAUACUUUUAAGAUGGCUGUAUGGGCAAUCAUUAGAUGAAUUGAUCAACGAGCUUGCGAAAAAAAAGACAGAAGUUGAUGAUUAUGAAAGUUAUUACUUGAAAUUAUUACUUGGAAUUUUAAAAUAUUCUGAUAUGUAUGUUAUUGAUGAGUUAAAAGAAAGAUUAGAAGAAAAGAUUUUGAUUAGUCGUUAUAUUGGGCCCGAUAAUGUUAUAGAAGUCAAGGAAUGGGCAGAGGAUAGCAGGGCAAAUCAAUUGGUUGAACGAUGCAAUCAAUAUAUUGAGGACAAUGAAGAGUUGAUAACGAUGCAAAGAAACAAUGAUAUUGGAGAUGCCGGCGGAAAGACGCGACAAGAAAAAGGAGAGGUAUUAUUUGAAAAUACGCGACAAGACAAAGGGGAAGUAUUAUUUUAA
This is a messenger RNA of Entrophospora sp. SA101, 1572 nucleotides long. NCBI's taxonomy places the organism in Eukaryota, Fungi, Glomeromycota, Glomeromycetes, Entrophosporales, Entrophosporaceae. The record is from the annotation of a GenBank genome assembly.